ACCAAUCGGCGGGCAGCCUUUCCUGUGCCUGUCGCCAGGCGGCCCAAUGGCGACGAGGCGGAGGCGUUCCCCCAGCCAAGUUAGGGUGUUCUUGCAGGGUGUCUUGUGCUAAACUUCACCAAAUAAUAGCUGUUUGUAUUUUGGCUGCAGCAGUGGCCAUUUUAGUGGGAAUGGGCCCCCCCAUGCUGUAGGACCCGGCAGGUGUGUAAACGGUGGAUCUGGUUAUCUGACAUCAUAGAAGAUGUGGUUGAUGGAGACGUCAUUGAAGAGUCAUGAGGUGAAACCCCUGGGUAGAUUCUGCUGUCUUCUCCACCACUAAGGAGCUUCCUGAAGUUAAAGGUGCAGAACCAUAAUUCAUGAUAAUGAAAAUACAGAAGCCAGACCAACAGCUGCCCAGUUUAAAAGCACUUAGCUACUCACCAAUGUCCAGUGCCUCUAUACCUUGCGAACACCCCAUCCUGCCGUCAUUUUCAGAAUCCACCCCCCAAGAUUUCCACUCAGUGACGCUACUAGACACCACCUCUCACCUCUUAGAUGAUAAUGUUCUGUACCCGGACUCUGGGCAGGAAGAAUGCUUGGCUGUUGAAGCGACCAGCAUCAAUGGGAUGGAGAAUAGUGGAGGAGGGGGGACUGGGGUGAAGAAAAAACGUAAAAAAAAGGAGCCAGGGGAGGAGAAGGUGGCAAAACCAAAGAAAAAGAAAGAGCCCAAGAAAGUCAAAGAGCCCAAAAAGGUCAAGGAGCCCUCAGAGGCCAAGGACCCGAAAGAACAAAAGCAGCCGAAGAGUCCCAAGGAGCCGAAGAAGCCUAGGAAACCUCGGGAACCUAAACCACCUAAACAGAAAAAAGCCAAUCAGGACUCCGCUGCCAAGACCAAACCCAAGAAGUUAAGCAAAGAGCAGGGACCAACACCACUGGAGAAGAAGAAAAAGGGUAAGAGGAAAGCAGAGUUCUCUGAGGAGAGCCUGGAUGGAGAACCGUCUUUGCUGAACCCAGCAUCUCAGAGCACAGAGGAGUCGACAGAAUCUCUGGACAGCCAGAAGCGCAGAUCAGGGCGCCAGGUGAAGAGGCGAAAAUAUAAUGAAGAUCUGGAUUUCAAGGUGGUGGAUGACGAUGGAGAAACCAUUGCAGUUUUGGGAGCUGGAAGAGCUUCAGCAUUGUCGGCUUCCACUUUAGCCUGGCAAGCAGAGGAACCCCCUGAGGAUGAUGCCAAUAUAAUAGAAAGGAUCUUGUCUUCUAGAAUCUCUCAGAAAGAGUUUAUGCACGCUGGAAUCCCUCUGGAAGUGGAGGAAUUUUACGUUAAGUACAGAAAUUUUUCUUACCUGCACUGUAAGUGGGCAACCCUGGAAGAGCUGGAGAAGGAUCCUAGGAUCCAGCAGAAGAUCAAGCGCUUUCGGAACAAACAGGCGCAAAUGAAGCACAUCUUUACUGAGCCAGAUGAAGACAUGUUUAACCCAGACUACGUGGAAGUGGACCGAGUGCUGGAGGUGGCCCAUACGAAAGACUCUGACACGGGAGAGGUAAGGGAGGUAACACAUUUCUUGGUUAAAUGGUGUUCACUGCCGUAUGAGGAGUCUACAUGGGAGCUAGAGGAGGAUGUCGAUCCGGUUAAAGUAAAAGAGUUUGAAGCACUCCAAAAGGUUCCUGACCUCACCCCUAUGGAAAGGCCGGCGUCAGAAACCUGGCAGAAACUUGUGAGCUCUCGCACUUACAAGAACAACAACCAACUGAGGGAGUACCAACUAGAGGGCAUGAACUGGCUGCUCUUCAACUGGUACAACAGGAAAAAUUGCAUCUUGGCCGACGAGAUGGGUCUGGGGAAAACCAUCCAGUCCAUCACGUUUUUGUCGGAAAUCUUCUUCAUGGGCAUCAGGGGCCCCUUCCUCAUAAUCGCUCCUCUCUCCACCAUCACCAACUGGGAGCGGGAGUUCCGAACAUGGACAGAGAUGAACACCAUUGUCUACCACGGUAGCCAGAUCAGCCGCCAGAUGAUCCAUCAGUAUGAGAUGUACUAUAGGGAUGAACAGGGAACACCCAUUCCAGGGAUCUACAAGUUCCAGAUUGUGAUUACCACGUUUGAGAUGAUUCUAGCAGAUUGUCCCGAGCUGAAGAAAAUCCGGUGGAGCUGUGUGAUCAUAGACGAAGCACAUCGUUUGAAGAAUAGAAACUGCAAGCUUCUGGAAGGGUUAAAACUGAUGGCUCUGGAGCACAAGGUCCUACUCACUGGGACUCCCCUUCAGAAUUCUGUAGAGGAACUGUACAGUCUGCUAAAUUUCUUGGAGCCGGUGCAGUUCCCAUCAGAAAGCACAUUUCUGGAAGAAUUUGGAGAUCUCAAGACAGAGGAGCAGGUAAAGAAGCUGCAGUCCAUCCUGAAGCCAAUGAUGCUUCGAAGGCUGAAAGACGACGUGGAAAAAAACUUAGCUCCCAAACAAGAGACUAUCAUUGAGGUGGAACUGACCAACAUCCAGAAGAAGUAUUACCGGGCCAUCCUUGAGAAGAACUUUACAUUCCUGACCAAAGGGGCCAACCAGCACAACAUGCCCAACCUUAUCAACACUAUGAUGGAGCUGCGUAAAUGUUGCAACCAUCCAUAUCUAAUAAAUGGUGCAGAGGAGAAGAUUCUGGAGGAUUUCCGUAAGCGGCACAGCCCAGACGCACUUGAUUUCCAACUCCAGGCCAUGAUCCAAGCUGCAGGAAAACUGGUGCUGAUAGAUAAACUUCUCCCCAAGCUCAUAGCCGGCGGGCACAAAGUUCUGAUCUUCUCCCAGAUGGUGCGCUGCCUUGACAUCCUCGAAGACUACCUUAUUCAAAGGCGAUAUAUUUAUGAGCGCAUUGAUGGCAGAGUCCGUGGUAACCUCCGCCAGGCGGCCAUUGAUCGAUUCUGUAAGCCAGACUCGGACCGCUUUGUUUUCCUGCUGUGCACAAGAGCCGGAGGCUUGGGCAUAAACUUGACCGCUGCUGACACCUGCAUUAUCUUUGACUCUGACUGGAACCCACAGAAUGACCUGCAGGCACAAGCUCGCUGCCAUCGCAUUGGGCAAAGCAAAGCUGUCAAAGUGUAUCGCCUCAUAACCAGAAAUUCAUAUGAGCGGGAGAUGUUUGACAAAGCCAGCUUGAAGCUGGGCCUGGAUAAAGCUGUACUGCAGGACAUUAACAGAAAGGGAAACACUAAUGGGGUGCAGCCCCUCUCAAAAAUUGAGGUUGAAGACCUUUUGAGAAAAGGUGCCUAUGGGGCUCUGAUGGAUGAAGAGGAUGAAGGUUCCAAGUUCUGCGAGGAAGACAUAGAUCAGAUCCUGCAGCGCCGGACACAAACCAUCACCAUUCAGUCCGAAGGGAAGGGAUCCACAUUUGCCAAGGCCAGCUUUGUGUCGUCAGGCAAUAGAACAGACAUCUCUCUGGAUGACCCAAACUUCUGGCAAAAAUGGGCAAAAAUUGCAGAGCUUGAUACAGAUGCCAGGAAUGAGAAGGAAAGCCUUGUGCUUGAUCGACCUCGAGUCAGGAAGCAAACCAAACACUACAACUCAUUCGAGGAUGAUGAGCUGAUGGAAUUCUCAGAACUGGAAAGCGACACAGAGGAGAGACCAACACGGUCCAGGCGGCUGAAUGACAAAACAAGGCGCUACCUCCGGGCCGAGUGCUUCAGAGUGGAGAAAAAUCUCCUCAUUUUUGGCUGGGGACGCUGGAAAGAUAUCCUGAACCUCGGCCGCUUUAAAUGGCACUUAAAUGAGAAAGAUAUGGAGAUGAUCUGCAGGGCACUCUUGGUUUACUGUGUGAAACAUUACAAGGGAGAUGAGAAAAUUAAAAGCUUCAUAUGGGAUCUGAUCACCCCCACGAAGGACGGGCAUAACCAAGCACUUCAGAAUCAUUCAGGUUUAUCUGCCCCUGUUCCCCGUGGAAGAAAAGGAAAGAAAUUAAAGAACCAAAUGCUGUUGCCUGAGAUAAAGAAUGCAGACUGGCUGGCCAGCUGUAACCCAGAGAUUGUUCUGCAUGAUGACAGCUAUAAAAAGCAUCUCAAGCAGCACUGCAAUAAAGUUCUCCUGAGAGUGCGGAUGUUGUAUUACCUCAAAGCUGAGGUUUUGGGAGAAGCUGCGAGCAGAGCUUUGGAGGGAGAAAACGCCAGAGACCUGGAGGUUUUGUUGCCAGAUAUAGAUUAUGUGGAGAUACCCGUGGACUGGUGGGACACAGAAGCAGAUAAAUCUCUCCUGCUUGGUGUUUACAAACAUGGAUAUGAGAGGUACUUUGCCAUGCGUGCAGAUCCUGCACUUUGCUUCCUGGACAAGGUAGGAAUGCCAGACGAGACCUCGCUCACUGCAGAUGGAGUAAAUGAUGUGGCUCCAGAGUUGGGAGAUGGGAGUGCGAUCAAGGAAGAAAAUAAUGAAGAGAAAGUAAAUGAACAACAAGAGGAUGCAAGUGAGAGCACUGGGAAGGAGGAAAAAGCAGAUGAGGAGAGCAGUAUAGUUGAGAAUAUACAAGCCCAGGAUAGCCCUGAAGCAGACAAACUGAGCUGGCCUGUAGCAUCAGCUCUUACUGCAAGACUUCGACGGUUGAUCACUGUAUACCAGCGAUGCAACCGCAGGGACCUAGCGAGGCCUGAGGUUUUAGUUCCUACCAAUCACAGUUACUGGUUGCAGGAGGAGAUGGCCAGACGAGCAGAAAUGGACCCCAUUAUGAAGGAAAUGCAGAAAAGAUGGACCAGAAGAGAGCAGGCAGACUUCUACAGGACAGUGUCCUCAUUUGGUGUCAUAUAUGAUCCUGAAAAGAAGUGCUUUGACUGGACCCAGUUCCGCGCUUUAUCCCGUCUUGAUAAGAAGACAGACGAAAGCCUAGAAAAGUAUUUCCACAGCUUUGUCGCUAUGUGCAGGAAUGUCUGCCGCCUUCCACUCAGGAAAGAUGAUGGUUCAGCGGAUCCCUCUCUUUUCUUGGACCCCAUAACAGAAGAACGAGCAGCGAGAACUCUGUAUCGUAUUGAGCUACUGAGGAAGGUCAGGGAACAGGUGCUAAGGCACCCGCAACUCCAUGAUCGCCUGAAACUUUGCCGACCAAGCCUUUAUCUUCCAGUUUGGUGGGAGUGUGGUAAACACGAUAGAGAUCUACUGAUUGGCACUGCCAAGCAUGGGCUUAGCCGUACAGAUUACUACAUAAUGAAUGACCCGCAACUGUCUUUCCUAGAUGCAUAUCGGAAUUAUGCCCAAAAUAAAAGGAAUAGUGGUGAGAAUAUGUGUUACCAUUUCCAGAUGAAUUCCAAGGUGCAGGAGACACCUUCUUGUCAUUUGGAAAGGACAUGCGAAUCCACAAAGCUCAAACCUGAGAAAGACAUCAAAACAGAAGUUGAAGAGGCUACUACUUCAAACCAAAUGUGCAGCCCUCCGGACCUUACUUGUGAAAAUUUUAUUUCUCAAGUCGGAGAUAUGAUCUCAAACAACCACGACGAGUGCUCUAUGUCUGAUUCUCUUAUGUGCAUGAUUUGUGAUGAGAAGACUUGCAACAGUGCUCUGUUAGAUGCUAGCAAUAGCGAGCAAAGCUCUCUCACCCAGGAGAGCUUCUUGGGGUUGGAAGCUAAGAAUGGGCCAACCGAUUAUUCACUGAACAAGGCCAAAGAGGAUAACAUAUUACCCGUUGAGGAGUCUGUAUCUAGAGACUGUUUCUUGGGAAGCAGUGAAAAAGACGAGCCAAUGGAAGGCAUAGAUAGAAUUAAUGAACCGUUUGGUGACUCAGGGAGCCACCUUGGUUUGGCAGCAGAGGACUGUGAGAAAGCACAGGUGGACGCCAUUGGUCAGAGGGACUUGGACGAUGAUAACUUUUGCACAUCCCUUAGCCAGACUGCUGAACAAUCCUUAGGUCUAGAUCUUGAGUUUCUGGAUAAAACAUUUGGUGACCAUUCAGCACUGAGCCCCGGUAUCAAUGAGGACAAAGAUUGUGGCAUAACUGGAGAACAUUCUGAAGGCCCACAUUUAAAUCCAAUGCCAGUGCAGGAGAAAGAGGAAUGGGGGGCUGACCUUCAGGAACUAAAAGAGGAUCCUAUUGUGAAAUGGCAAAAUGAGCUAAAUGACAUGAAAGAUCCUCCACUGGAGGACGUAAUAAAAGACCACAAGUUAGAGGACCUCAGUAUAGAAAAAGACAGCUCAACAUCAAAGGGUAGCUACGGCAUCCCUUCCUUGCAGGUGAAUGAAUGUUUGGAUAUGAAACACAAAACCAGCCUUAUGCUUUCUGGACUCUUAAAGCAAAAGGUUGAAGACUUGAAAGAGAGAAUUGCUGGUGAAAAUGUUUUAGAAGAAUCCAAUGUUCCAUUGGAGGAAAAUGAAACCAUCAAGCUGGAGGAAUGUGAAGUGAAGAAAGAAGUAAAAAAAGAGAGUGUGGAAGAAGAGUGCAACUGUAAAGAUUAUCUUGAUAAAUACACAGAAGAUGAUGUAAAAGCUUGUCCCCUGUCUGUUCCUGAAGAAUCCCAUCAGGAUUUCCAAGAUGGCCGUGCUCCCACCAUUGCUCAGCUUUUGCAGGAGAAAACCCUCUAUUCCUUCUCUGAAUGGCCCAAGGAUCGAGUGAUCAUAAACCGGAUAGAUAACAUCUGCCACGCAGUGUUGAAGGGUAAAUGGCCGUCCUCCAGCCAACAGUUUGAAGCCCAGUGCAUGGUGCCAUCCUCAGUGCUGAGUACAUGUACACGGAGCAGCAGCUACCCCGCAGAAGCACAAAGCAUAGCCUACAGCAAUGGUUCCCCUGUGCCUCAGGCGCAGAAGGAGCCAUUAUCGGCAGCAACGUUUCCAAAUGAAGAAAGGAAGCACAGAAGACCAUUUGAGUUUGACAGUGAGAGGCAAGAUGGCAAACUCAGAGGCUUGGAGCACCUCAGCCCUUCCCAUGGUCGGACUAAUUCCGCACUGAACGGCUGGAGAGAUGCUGCCAUAGAGCUGUGCAGGGAGCAGGCUGCCGGCGGAGGCUCUUCCUACCCCAUGAACACCAGCACGCCAAAGAUAGCUGGCAUCGGUGGGCUACAGAGCUCCUUGGGGAUGGACUUGUCUGGCAUUCUGCAAGCUGGACUGAUCCAUCCCGUGACCGGGCAAAUUGUAAACGGGAGCUUGCGGAGGGACGAGUCCUCUUUGCGGAGGAGGAGAGGAAGGAGAAAAAAUGUGGAGGGCAUGGAUCUGGGCUUCCUAAAGGACAGGGGCAUGCAUGCUGGAAUUCUGGGACUCAGAGAAGUGCCAAACCAGCUAGGUUCUGGGCACACAGAAAGCUCCCUCUCUGCCUCUGCACGUUCGGGUGUCCCUGGAGCUAAAUUUCAGCCGGAGAAAGUUAUCUCCAACAAAAGCCUCUUAGAGUGGCUUCGGCAGCAGUCGGAUUGUACCAUUGAUAUCCCAACGUAUGGGGGUAGCUUUUCAGACAAGCCAAAGCCGAGGCGACAGCGCUGCAAGGAACCCAGCAAACCAGAGUUUAGCUUGUUGGCAGGGGAUGACCGAGUGUCGCUAGUUAACAAGGACACAGGGCAGCAGGGAUUCCUCCCAGAAAGCAAGUUUGGCAGAGCGCUGCCGGAGCCGCUUAUGCAUGAAACCAUGCCCAGGAGGCGAGGCAGGCGGCCCCGAAGUGAGCUGCUCAAAUCCACAGGAACCAUGGGCUCCGAUUCUUCUUCGGGCAUGGGACCACUUUUUAUGAACGGCCUGAUCGCUGGGAUGGAUAUAGUGGGAUUACAGAACAUGCGGAAUAUGCAAGGGAUCCCGUUAACCGGGCUGGUUGGGUUUCCGGCGGGAUUCACUGCAGUCUCCACAAACGAGGAAAUGAAAAGCACCUUAAGCAUGUUACCCAUGAUGCUCCCCGGCAUGGCUGCUAUGCCGCAGAUGUUUGGCGUCGGAGGGAUUAUUAACUCUCCCAUGGCAACAUCUGUGCCAACGUCUUUAGGAAGCACAAUUAAAAGUGGUAGCUCGCACCCUGAUAAAGCCACUGAGGACAAAGACGCAUGCCCAGAAACUAAACCAGACACUGCACCUUCGGACAAACCUUCUGGAUCCUUUCAGGAAAAGUCUGAACCUGCAGUGACUACCAGCAGCCCUGUAGCUUUUAACCCAUUCCUUAUCCCCGGCAUGUCCCCGAGUCUGCUUUACCCUUCCAUGUUUUUGUCGCCUGGAAUUGGCAUGGCCAUACCAGGGGUCCAACCCAACCGGCUGUCCGAGUCGGGCGGCAUUGAUCACCAACGGCGGAGGAGGAAGAAGACGAAAGGGGAAACCCAGACUUCUGAACAGGAGACUGUGCCCUUUACAGAAAGCACAGAAAGUGAGCGACUCUCCCCCGAAGCCCAGAACUGUGACACAGAUAAUACGCCGGCACCCGAGAAUGACAAGGAGGAUUCUGGUUUAAAAGAUACUCUAGAGCCCACCGAUUAGAGAUAUCUGCAAUUUGUGACUGGUCAGUUUUCUCUUCCUUGGAUAUUUCUAGUUCUCGCGGAUCUCUGGGUCGCCCAUUAGUAAAUUCUACCUAAACCGAACCCCCCCCCCCCUACUCUUCCUCCUCACAAUGCCGUGCUUGUAGCAACCAGUCGCUAUAGCAACAAGACUAUACCGCGGUCUGACUUUGCCAGGGACGCAGAGAAUACAGUUUUGGUUCUAGUGUUUUUUUUUCCUUGCCAUUCCAGCAUAAGGAUAAUAAGAAAUCAUGAGUUUUUUUUUUAUUUUUGAUUAUAGUCCAAUUGUACUUGCUCUCUCCGCCUCAUCAGAUCAGGCUGCAUACGAUUGGUUCUAAGGGGAGCGGUCUUAAAAACAGCAAUCCCUGAAUCCAAAGACGGGCCGUAAGCAAAAGCAAUAGAACUGGUGCUGUCCGUAAAUGAAAUGUGACGGAACCUAAAUUAUUGAUUGUUGGGUAUUUUUGUUGUUUUUUUUUUUUUUUUCCAGCAAUUUUAUUUUUUUUGCUUACAAUUCAGUGGUUCAGCAGUGUUAGAAGUGGGUUAUAAUAGUGUUCGCCUUUUGACCAUCAACCACUCAUUUAAAAAAAAAAAAAAGGAAAAUGCAUUUCAUUCAGAAACAGAACAUUUUCAAAAAAAAAAAUGUGAGUUUAUUUCCCCCUAUUGUAAAAAGAAAAAAAAAAAUAGAGCCCAUAUUGCUAUAAUUUCAUGUACCCUAUGAGGGAGGAGAAAGUACACGUACUUGUACACGUUUAACAUCGUCACCGUACGAGGGCUCGGAGACGCAUCGCAGCACCCACAGCGGGGUCCUUUCGCUACAUAAUAUAGAUGUAUAUUUCUUUAAUAAAAAAAAAAAAUAGUAUUUUUUUAAUUAAAACAAAAUACAAUA
Messenger RNA from Xenopus tropicalis (tropical clawed frog), 9263 nucleotides. It is a transcript of the gene chd6, whose product is annotated as chromodomain helicase DNA binding protein 6. NCBI's taxonomy places the organism in Eukaryota, Metazoa, Chordata, Amphibia, Anura, Pipidae. The coding region runs from base 357 to 8360 and encodes 2667 amino acids. The transcript is spliced from 38 exons. Gene Ontology annotation, molecular function: nucleotide binding; ATP binding; hydrolase activity. Gene Ontology annotation, cellular component: nucleus. The record is from RefSeq and is a predicted model, not a curated record.